This is a messenger RNA of Trifolium pratense (red clover), 603 nucleotides long. Its product is annotated as ATP-dependent DNA helicase pif1-like. The record is from RefSeq and is a predicted model, not a curated record. Bases 1 to 603 code for a protein of 200 amino acids. The transcript is spliced from 3 exons. Lineage: Eukaryota; Viridiplantae; Streptophyta; Magnoliopsida; Fabales; Fabaceae.
AUGGCACCAAAACACGAUGCAAUUUCUGAAAUCACACCUGCUAAGGAGAAUUGGAACAUAAUCGUCAGAGUCGUCCGUCUUUGGUAUGUCAAAGAUAUGGCGAAAGACAAAUUGUCAUUCUCAAUGGAGAUGGUGCUCAUGGAUGCUAAAUCAGAUUCAAAUUCAGAAAUUCAGCCUGACUGGUUUACUCUAGAAUUUUUGAACGACAUCAAGUGUUCAGGAAUUCCUAAUCAUAGGUUAAAACUAAAAGUCGGUUGUCCUGCAAUGCUUAUGAGGAACAUUGAUCAAGCAGCUGGAGACAAGAUAUUUGUGUCAAGGUUGAAUUUGAUCCCUAGCGAUCCUGGACUACCAUUUAAAUUUAGGCGCAAACAGUUCCCACUGACUCUUUGUCUAGCAAUGACUAUAAACAAAAGUCAAGGUCAAUCGCUAUCACAGGUUGGUAUAUAUCUUCCUAAGCCAGUAUUUACUCACGGCCAGCUAUAUGUCGCAUUAUCAAGAGUCAAAUCUAGAAAGGGUCUGAAGUUGCUCAUACUCAAUGAAGAAGGUGCAGUCUGCACUACCACUACAAAUGUUGUUUAUCGUGAGGUUUUUGAUAAUGUUUAG